AUGGGCGAUACCAUGAGCUGGCUCCACACCUAGUACCCAUGGACUACACCAACGAGCCUGAUGUUACAAUACCCUUAGCUCUUAUAGUCAGCAUGCCGGAACUAAAUGAGAACCCGUUCAGGAACAGGAUCGUGGAGUCCUUCUCUGAGGACGGAGCGGGGAACCUGAGCUUCAACGACUUUGUGGAUAUGUUCUCUGUCCUCAGUGAGACAGCCCCCAGGGAGCUCAAGGCCAUAUACGCCUUCAAAAUAUACGAUUUCAAUGUGGAUAACUUCCUGUGUAAGGAGGAUCUGGAGAAGACUUUGAACAAGCUGACGAGGGAGGAGUUGAGCCCUGAAGAGGUCACCCUGGUCUGUGAGAAGGCCAUCGAAGAGGCUGACCUAGACGGAGAUAGCAAACUGUCCUUCGCUGACUUUGAAAACAUGAUCACCAGGGCUCCUGACUUUUUAAGUACCUUCCACAUAAGAAUAUGAAAAGGCUCCUUGGAAAGGUCUAUAUUCUGAUUUUAUGGCAGAGAUCCUGACCAUGCAAAAAACACUGCCCACACACACCCUGACCACAGCACAGUGCCUCUCUGCGGCUACAGACAUCACUCUCCCUGGACGUCUGUCUGUGGAGAUGUCAGCUGAACCAGGAACAGACUGGCUUCGUUCUCACUAUGACCCUGGAUCUCUUCAGUUUGGUUGUCCUCUCUUAGACACAACCACAUUCUCUUUGGCCUCCUGUGUUUCCUCUUCAUUAGCCUUACUUGUUUUUCCUCUGUUUGGUUUGAGGAUGUCGUUUAGUUUUGUUGUUGAUGUUUAUAUGUCGUAGUAAUAUUAUUACUACAGCCUCUGAUGCAACGAUGCUUUGUAUGUUUUCUUAAAGCGACAGAGAAAGGGAAGGUGAAAUGGGAACCUUUAUAAACUGUUCCUCCCCACUCAAACCCAGACCAGCCCUGGAGGAGUACAAGCAGAUCCACAGAAACAUUCCCCUUGUGCCUCAGAUCUCCAUACUCAGGUCUCCUUAAUGAACGGAUGAGGACCAUCUACAGCCCUGAGAGGUCAGGACCUGGAACAUGCCUGGUUGAAACCUGCCUUGGUGUACAUUAUACAAGACCAGAUGACAAAGAGAGAGCACAGACAGAGAGCACAGACAGACAGGACAGAGAGAGAGGACAGACAGAGAGGACAGACAGACAGGACAGACAGACAGGACAGACAGACAGACAGGACAGACAGAGAGGACAGCACUGCAUCACCAAGGUCACACAGACAGACGGACAGAGUUUUAUGACAGCAAUGCACUAUUUACUCAUCACACGUAUAAAACAUAAUAUUCUGUUUCUCCUGUUGUUAGUGAAUUGUUGGGUCAUUUCUAAGUCUUGUCCAAAAUGGCAACCUAGUCCCUUAAUAGUGCACUACUUUUGACCCGGGCCAGUAGUGCACUAUCUAGUGAAGAGGGUGCCGUUUGGAACUCCCUCCUGCUCUUGAUGAAUUUCUCCGGACAUUUCUAUGUUCUGUUGUUGCUAUAAUUAAUGAUGAUAUCACACCUGACUGUUCUCUAGUUCUCAUGAAGACAUGUACCCAUCUCUACUAUCUCUACCAUAGCCUCAGACAUCUCUACUGCUACCAGUCUCUUACCCCUCUCCUCAGGGGACCCUCAGACAUCGCUACUGCUACCAGUCUCUUACCCCUCUCCUCUGGGGACCCUCAGACAUCUCUACUGCUUCCAGUCUGUUACCCCUCUCCUCUGGGGACCCUCAGACAUCUCUACUGCUACCAGUCUCUUACCCCUCUCCUCAGGGGACCCUCAGACAUCUCGACUGCUACCAGUCUCUUACCCCUCUCCUCAGGGGACCCUCAGACAUCUCUACUGCUACCAGUCUCUUACCCCUCUCCUCUGGGGACCCUCAGACAAUUCACAAUGUUGAUAUAGCCCUGACGUAGCUCACCUGAUUCACCUAUAAGGGCCUGAUUAUUAAUUGACAAGUUGAAUCAGGUGUGCUAGCUGGUAUAGGUAAAAUGCAUUGAAUGUCUGGGGGUCCAAGAGAAGAGGUUUGGAACAGCUGGGGGUCCUGAGGAGAGGUUUGGAACAGCUGGGGGUCCUGAGGAGAGGUUUGGAACAGCUGGGGGUCCUGAGGAGAGGUUUGGAACAGCUGGGGGUCCUGAGGAGAGGUUUGGAACAGCUAGUUGUCCUGAGAAGAGGUUUGGAACAGCUGGGGGUCCUGAGGAGAGGUUUGGAACAGCUGGGGGUCCUGAGAAGAGGUUUGGAACAGCUGGGGGUCCUGAGGAGAGGUUUGGAACAGCUGGGGGUCUCAGAGGAUAGGUUUGGAACAGCUGGGGGUCCUGAGGAGAGGUUUGGAACAGCUGGGGGUCUCAGAGGAGAGGUUUGGAACAGCUAGGGGUCCCGAGGAGAGGUUUGGAACAGCUGGGGGUCCUGAGGAGAGGUUUGGAACAGCUGGGGGUCCUGAGGAGAGGUUUGGAACAGCUGGGGGUCCUGAGGAGAGGUUUGGAACAGCUAGUUGUCCUGAGAAGAGGUUUGGAACAGCUGGGGGUCCCGAGGAGAGGUUUGGAACAGCUGGGGGUCCAAGAGAAGAGGUUUGGAACAGCUAGUUGUCCUGAGAAGAGGUUUGGAACAGCUGGGGGUCCUGAGGAGAGGUUUGGAACAGCUGGGGGUCUCAGAGGAUAGGUUUGGAACAGCUGGGGGUCCUGAGGAGAGGUUUGGAACAGCUGGGGGUCCAGAGGAGAGGUUUGGAACAGCUAGUUGUCCUGAGGAGAGGUUUGGAACAGAUGGGGGUCCAGAGGAGAGGUUUGGAACAGCUGGGGGUCUCAGAGGAGAGG
Messenger RNA from Oncorhynchus nerka (sockeye salmon), 2822 nucleotides. Its product is annotated as calcium and integrin-binding family member 2. The record is from RefSeq and is a predicted model, not a curated record. The transcript is spliced from 4 exons. Gene Ontology annotation, cellular component: cytoplasm; stereocilium; cell periphery. The coding region runs from base 39 to 473 and encodes 144 amino acids. Gene Ontology annotation, molecular function: calcium ion binding; magnesium ion binding. NCBI's taxonomy places the organism in Eukaryota, Metazoa, Chordata, Actinopteri, Salmoniformes, Salmonidae. Gene Ontology annotation, biological process: calcium ion homeostasis.